Messenger RNA from Auanema sp. JU1783, 294 nucleotides. The record is from the annotation of a GenBank genome assembly. Lineage: Eukaryota; Metazoa; Nematoda; Chromadorea; Rhabditida; Rhabditidae.
AUGUAUCCACGUUAUCUCUUUGUUAUUCUUCUCAUCAUCUGUUCGGUGUUGGCCUUUGAUAAGAACUCUAUUACCAAGAAAGGCAAACGUGAUCCAUUUGAGAAGCAUCCAAUCUCUCGUAGAGUUUUAAGAUUUGAACGUUCUGUUGCUGAACGUGAGCCAAGCUUCCCCAUUCCCGAUGAUCUUCCAUAUCCAUUAUUGGAUUUCGCAAAAAUCUUACCUGAACUCCCAGUAAAAAACAAGCCAAGUCAACAGUUUCCCGAUUUGGAAUAUCAACCAGAAAUCGAAUUUUAG